AUGGGGAGAAGAAAUAACACUGACGUGUCUGACUUCAUCCUCAUGGGACUGACAGACUCUGAAGAGAUCCGGCUGGUCCUGUUUGAUCUCUUUCUCCUGAUAUACCUGGUUACUGUGCUGGGGAAUGCAGGGAUGAUACUGAUCAUUCGCCUGGAUAUCCAGCUGCACACCCCCAUGUAUUUUUUCCUCAGCCACUUGUCAUUUCUUGAUCUUAGUUACUCAACAGUCAUUACACCUAAAACCUUAGAGAAUUUAUUGACUUCUACCAAGUAUAUUUCAUUUGGUGGCUGUUUCACACAGAUGUAUUUUUUUGUCUUCCUGGCUGCCAGUGAAUGUUUCCUUCUCUCUUCGAUGGCCUAUGAUCGCUAUGUAGCUAUUUGCAAUCCUCUACAAUACCCAGUUAUUAUGUCCACUACACGGUGCCACUCCCUCGUCACAGCAUCCUAUGUGAUUGGCUUUAGUGACUCCUUUGUCAAUGUGAUUUGCAUGAACACAUUGCAUUUCUGUGACUCCAAUGUAGUCCAUCACUUCUUCUGUGACACAACUCCGAUUUUAGCCCUGUCCUGCACUGACACACAUGACAUUGAGCUCAUGAUAUUCAUUGUUGCUGGAUCUACUCUAAUGGUAUCUCUCAUCACCAUCUCUGUGUCCUACACAGCCAUUCUCUCAACUAUCCUGAAAAUCAGUUCCACAUCAGGAAAGCGAAAAGCAUUCUCUACCUGUGCCUCCCACCUCCUGGGAGUCACCAUCUUCUAUGGUACCAUGAUUUUUACUUAUUUAAAGCCGAGUGAGUCCUCCUCCUUGGGGAAGGACCAAAUAGCCUCUGUUUUUUAUACUAUUGUAAUCCCCAUGCUGAAUCCACUCAUUUAUAGUCUUAGGAACAAAGAAGUGAAAAAUGCUCUCAUUAGACUUGUGCAGAAGAGAGGGAGCAUCAGGCAUUUAAGAUGA
Molecule: messenger RNA, 948 nt
Organism: Chrysochloris asiatica (Cape golden mole)
Lineage: Eukaryota; Metazoa; Chordata; Mammalia; Afrosoricida; Chrysochloridae
Product: olfactory receptor 8H1-like
Exons: 1
Coding region: 1-948 (315 amino acids)
Biological process (GO): G protein-coupled receptor signaling pathway; sensory perception of smell
Cellular component (GO): membrane
Molecular function (GO): olfactory receptor activity; odorant binding; G protein-coupled receptor activity
Source: RefSeq, a predicted model, not a curated record